AUGCUAGGGGAGGAGACGUCAGAGGAUAAAUGGCCUGAUGGUCAAGACCGACAUGAAGUCCAAUUUCCUCUGUUGGUUUCAAACGACGAGCAAGACCCAACAUUCCAACCGGGGCCCGUUCCGCCGCCGAUCCCCUCACGCAACGCGCCAAAUGGCAAACGCCACUCCUCGAUCUCUCAGCCAGCGCCCGAUGGACAGCGUCGUACGCCCCGUACCAUGAACCGAGUUCGCUUUGAUCUGGAAGAGGAGCCUGAGAGCCCUGGGCGUCAUUCGAUUGACCGUGUUUCAAGUCCAGACGACGAGUUAUGGGUUGACGCUGAAGACUAUGAACUGGGCACUCGGGGGUCAGGAACUCAACACAAUGGACAAUCAAUUCCUCUUCUCACGAACAUCGAAGCGCCCAGCGUGACCCUCGCCACCUCAGACGACUUCUUCCCCGAAGAGCACUUGGAGGAUGCGCGGCCCAGGAGUGGCAUGAAGAUGGCGUUUAUGAACAUGGCCAACAGCAUCAUUGGCGCUGGAAUCAUCGGCCAGCCUUAUGCGCUUCGCCAAGCCGGCAUGACCAUGGGAAUUCUGCUGUUGACUGCCUUGACAUUCACGGUGGACUGGACCAUUCGGCUGAUUGUUAUCAACUCCAAAAUGAGCGGCGCAGACUCAUUCCAAGCGACCAUGCAAUACUGUUUCGGGAAGAGCGGUCUGAUUGCGAUUUCAAUCGCACAGUGGGCAUUCGCGUUUGGCGGCAUGGUUGCAUUCUGUAUUAUUGUUGGCGAUACAAUACCCCAUGUGCUGAGCGCUCUGUUCCCGUCUCUGAAGGACAUGUCUUUCUUGUGGCUACUCACUAAUCGGCGGGCCGUGAUCGUGAUAUUUGUAAUGGGAGUCCCAUACCCUCUUUCAAUGUACAGAGACAUUGCCAAGUUGGCAAAGGCGUCUGCAUUGGCAUUGAUCAGCAUGAUCAUCAUUGUGGUUACAGUCAUCACUCAGGGUUUCCGAGUUCCAUCUGACGCACGCGGAGAGAUCAAAAGUCACCUUGUAUUCAACACUGGCUUUUUUCAAGCCGUGGGUGUCAUCUCAUUUGAUCACAACAGCCUUCUCAUCUAUGGCUCCCUUAAAAAGCCCACGCUUGAUCGCUUUACCAGAGUCACCCAUUACUCGACAGGGGUGUCUUUGGUCAUGUGUCUUGCUAUGGGUAUCGCAGGUUUCUUGUCCUUCGGGUCUAAGACCCAGGGCAACGUUUUGAAUAACUUCCCAUCUGACAAUAUUGUCGUUAACAUAGCCCGGUUUUGCUUCGGUCUAAACAUGCUUACCACCCUACCACUUGAGGCAUUCGUCUGCCGUUCUGUUAUGACGACUUACUAUUUCCCUGACGAACCCUAUAACCCUGUUCGGCACAUCAUCUUCACGACAGCAUUGGUGGUUACAUCAAUGUCGCUGUCCCUCAUAACUUGCGAUUUAGGAAGCGUAUUCGAACUCAUCGGGGCCACCAGUGCUGCAGCACUGGCCUACAUAUUCCCUCCACUCUGCUACAUCAAACUCAGCAGUGCCUCGCGGCGAGAAAAAAUCCCUGCCUAUGGAUGUGUCUGCUUUGGUGUGGUGGUCAUGGGUGUGAGUGUCGUUCAAGCAAUGACUAAGAUCAUUCGAAGUGAGUUAUCCCCGUUCACUUACCCACGGUUGUGGCACUGCAGCAUACUGACAAAGAAAACCCCUUCCAGACGAUGGUGA
Messenger RNA from Penicillium salamii, 1719 nucleotides. Lineage: Eukaryota; Fungi; Ascomycota; Eurotiomycetes; Eurotiales; Aspergillaceae. The record is from the annotation of a GenBank genome assembly.